AUGUCUUACACAAAUCAAAAUGUCCCAAGCCGUAUUCUUGGCCAGAGAAACUUCGCAUAUGCGAUAAACCAAUUUCCUGCUAGAAGCCCAAUCCUGGGUGGGAGAGACAGCUCUGAAAAUGAAUCAGACGAUGCCUCCGUAACCAACUCUACUACUACACAUCAAGGAAUGUCUCGCGGAAACGCAACAGGUCGUUCUAACCCAUGGCAACCACCAACUACCUCGAGAAAACCACUUACAGCUAUGGCAAGACCAGGACCUGAACGCCAAUUGAGCUCAUCUCCUGAAUAUACUCCCGCAAGCCCAAGCUUCGCUACUGCAGGUUCUACCAACCCACGCUCUCCUGUAUUUGCGGCCAGAAACCCAAACUUCAACCCAAGCUCUUCCGGUCCCUCGAAUGCUCUUUAUGCUCACUAUCAAGCCCAACCCCAAAGCCCAACAUCGGGACCUUAUCUUCCCGACUAUCAAUCUCCAGGAAUGAAUUAUCAGGAACAAUUCACUUCUUAUAGGGCCAGACCAGGAAAUUUCUUUGCAUUGCAACCACCACCUAUGCUUCCAAGCCUUACGAGCAAUUUCUUCCGAAACCAGGGAAGCAUGAACAACUCGAAUUCUUCAUGGACACAUUCAAAUGUUUCUAGAAGAAAGCGACUAUCCGAAGAAGAUGACGAUUUCUUUGCACCGCCUUCUAAGCGACGUCAUUAUUCGUUUGGAUUUUACAAUGAGACCACUGCUAGGGCAACAGACCAGACACUUCAAAAUUCUCGCAAUAGAGUCUACAUCAGUAGCAACUAUGGUACCACUCCUGCUGAUGGAGAUGUCGAGAUGAACAGUUAUAGAGCUCCUGAAAGCUCGAAUAUCUAUUCUGGAAUGGUUUAUCAAGCAGCACCUUCAACGCCGAGAGGACGUGUAGCCGAUGAUUACAACGGGCCUCUAGCAACAUUCCCAGGCGACAUUGAAUACACUACUACGGAGACGGCGUAUGGACCUAACUAUUCAGGCGAACCUGGUUUGGUAAUUCAACAGAAGCCGACCUCUACUCUUGCUCGUGACACCAGUUCAUUUGAUUCUGCUGUUGCUACUAAGCCAAAUCAUCUCCCACAGAUAUUACCGCGACUUCCGCCACUUGGCACUAUGUUCAGUGGUUUAAGCUCUAUCCAAUCUCCACAGGCAUCGCUGCCCAGCUCGAAUAAUGAUUAUCCCACGGGACCCCGAGACAAUAUUAACCAUGACAAUAUUCUCAGCCCAACGCCACAGCGUUCCAUUCGGGCCGAAGUUUUUCACUCCCUUGAGGCCCGCGAUGCCUCUGUUGAUCCUUUGAUCCUCCAUUCAUAUGCCCCUUCUCCUGCUCUAUCAGAAGGCUCUACUCAUGACGCAGAGAACCAGAAUUCGAAUGAAAAUCCUCCCGUCGAAACCCCCCAAGAGGAAAACUCAAUCAACAGACAUGACACAGAUUCCGUCACUCUUGCUGAAGAUACUCCUCGACAGUCCAUCGAGGUCCCCGAUGAUACCGACAAUGAAUCAGUCGUCUCUCACCAUUCCAGGAACAACAAUGCCGAUGACAAUGAAUCAGUUAUCUCUCAUCAUUCCAGGAACAACAAUGCCGAUGACAAUGAAUCAGUUAUCUCUCAUCAUUCCAGGAACAACAAUGUCGAUGACAAUAACAACCAGUUGCUAAUCCUCCAAGAAGAAGUAACUGAUCUCGGAGUAGAAUUGUACGGAGUUCAACGAGAAUUAAGCAACCACCGCGAGAAUUUUGAGGCAUUUUACACCCUAAACACUGAAUAUUCCACGGAAAUUCCAACUAUAUCCGGCAGCGUCGAAAGAUUAGAACGAAGAAUCCAAACUCAAUCCGACGAAACCACGCUAUUGCGCAACGAAAUCAACACACUUAGAGCAGAAGCUUCUGAGCAGCGAUCUCGAUUCAGUACAUUCAUGGACUUGGUGGUUGAAGUCGCGGAUCAAUCGAAUCUUCAUGGCGAACAAAUCAAUCAGCUCACUCAGCGAGAAGCGAGAGCACAAAUUGAAAUUGCGAAUAAUGCCACUGCUAAUAAGGUGGAUGAACUCGCGACUUUGAAGAGAGAAAUCACCAGACUUCAGAAUAGAGUCCUCACAUUGCAAAAUGAGGCAUUAGAGAAGCAGAUUGCGGAGUUGCUGCGCGCGAGCAGUGGUCUUUAG
Molecule: messenger RNA, 2175 nt
Organism: Botrytis byssoidea
Lineage: Eukaryota; Fungi; Ascomycota; Leotiomycetes; Helotiales; Sclerotiniaceae
Exons: 2
Coding region: 1-2175 (724 amino acids)
Source: RefSeq, a predicted model, not a curated record